Molecule: messenger RNA, 5904 nt
Organism: Diaporthe batatas
Lineage: Eukaryota; Fungi; Ascomycota; Sordariomycetes; Diaporthales; Diaporthaceae
Exons: 6
Coding region: 4595-5800 (401 amino acids)
Molecular function (GO): FAD binding
Source: RefSeq, a predicted model, not a curated record
CGCCGGCCAACUCUAUCCUCAGGGGAGCAGGUCUGUUUUCUGACCUGCCAGGCUGCCACCCUGCCCGUGGCAACCUUGAUAAAUUAAUCACCCAGGCACCUAGGGGAGCGGGCAAACAGGCGCGCAGCUGAGUGCUGAGCCGCUUCCGCUCCCGCGCAAACCACCGUCAAGGUUUCUGCCGCCAUGACGCCCGCCCCUCGCUCGAUCCAGAGGGUCCGUCCUUGACUCCUUGGCCAGCCAACUUCCUGCCCUUCCAAAGCCACCCUGGGCAGGGUUGUCCUUCCGGGGGCAACAACUCCUCGCAAGAGAGGCAGCGACGUGCGAGGCGCGAGGCGGCGAGGCGGCGAGGUCAGACGUCAGAGCCCUCGGACUCAUCAAACCUACUAGGCCUGCCAUGAUACAUUCUUGGUUGCCAAAUGCAAGAAAUCCUCUGCACAAUACGUAAAUGCUGCUCGAGGAACGGCCAGUUCGAGAUACAUCUCCGUUCAGAGACACGUCGCAUCAACCCGCCCCGCCAAUCUUUUCCCCAACAGAGGAACGACUGGGGCCGUUAGCCCACUAUGUCAUACCUGCCAGGCGAGAGCUAAGAGCAAGAUCGCCGUAACGGUGGACGGGGUCGAGCUAGGCUCAAACUGUCCUAAUCCCGGCCGAUCAGAUCCUCCUCCUCCAGCAACCUGGGCAGUCAGGCAGCCUGGCAAGCGUGGCAGCCAACAGUAGGCAGCCAGCGCUUGCCAGCGCCCCUCCAACGAAAGCAUCAACGGCGCAUCUCGGGUGCAAACACUGCGAGGCCACGCUGCUGACGAGUCCGGUGUCGAUAGGCUGUGGCGCUCUCGCUGCUCCAGCCCGGGGGAGGGUGACGCCUGCGUGGGGACGGACUGACCACCAUUUGGCAUCAACACCAACAGCCGAUGGUUGCGCGCGACAAGCCGACCUGCAGCACGCUUCGGUGGAGCAUCCACGUAUCUUUCAACUGCAUUGCAUUGCAUGCUCUUGCCACGACUUGGUUGCAGCUAUCGUUUUACCCGGGGCACUCGAGCGAGGAUUGCUGAGACCAGGACUCCUUGGGCUUUCACUCCCUACUGUGACCCUCCGCUCGAUAGCACGACACUUGGUCGGUUGCUGCUCCGAACCAAUGUCAGACGGUAGCGCACGCCCAACGCCCCGGCUCGUCUGCUCGUCUGGAUACCAAUGACCCUACGCUACGACUAGCACCAAGCGCUGUUCAAUUAGGCCUGCCGUGGUCUAGCUUUCCCGCCAAGGGCUGGCCGUUGGACUCCGGUCGCCAUGCUGCCAUUGGGAUCUUAGUUAUUAGCCCCAGGCCGAGCGUCGUGUGGGGAGGAAAACCUCGUGAUACCACACCUGAGGUUUUAGCAGCAGCCCGAUUCAUGCACUUGCUCAAGUCGCUGCUAAGCUUUCCCUCGUCAAUUGGGCUGCAGCAACCAAAGGAGGGCUCGUGACCCGAGACUUUUUGUCAAGAGCUCUGCGGGGAGACGGGAGACGCCAGAUGAACCGUUGCUCGCCAGCAGAUCGGCCGCAAUUUGAUCAGAGUUCCUGCAGAGAUGCUGACCAUGAUUCGCGUGGCGAUCGCGACUUCACAGUCAGCCAAUCCAGUCCCUUGUCUUGUCCAUCGAGUCUGGCCUCACUUCCAGACGCUACCUACAUCGCAAGGGCCGGCAGGCCGGCAGGCUGGGAGGGGGGGGCCGGAUCGAUUCAAACAUCGUCAUUCGAGGUCGGUGACGAGCUGGGCGGGCUGGUUGUUUCAAGCCAAUAUCAGUCCAAUCAAGCCCAUCUCGGCACACCCCUUCCCAAUAGUCAUUCUUCACAUUGGGGAGGGGACGUCGCUCGAAUUCUAUUCUUGCAUCCAAUCUCAAGGGUCCCAAGCGGGCAUUUCUUCCCUCCGAGUUUCACUUCUCCAAAUGAACCCCUGUAGCGUCGGCAGAGGCUAUUUUCUGCAAGCUCUCGAGACCACCCGACCUGCCUGGCAGCCUGGGCAGCUGGAUGCACGGCGCCGCCCUGUUCUGCCUGUGAGCACUACGGAGUGCAUGGCCUUGUCGGUUCGGCCGCCUGUGGCUGACGGGAAUAUGUAUCUGGCUCGCGUGGUAGCUCGAUAGCAUGGAGUUAAGAUCACCCGCGAUGGACAGAUCGUCUUGCCCUUUUGGAUCUUGGUCGGCGGAUCUUGCAGAACGCCACUGGCUGCAAUUGUGGCUUACCCCAUAUCGCCAACGACGCCUGCAGCAUUUACUCAACUACCCAGACUACCUCAGCACCAUUGCAGGCGAGGCUUUCUACAAAGUUUGGCUGCCAGGAACUGCGAAGGCAGACAGACUAUCGCUCAGCAGGAAAAGUUCCGGGAUGUGGGCGGUCUUGAGGCCCUGCCGACCUAUCAGCCCACCCAACCUGGAUCAUUGGCGGGCCAGCAUGCUCGGAGCGGUCUGGUUUUAGGCCUGCUAUUUUCACCCGACAUUGGUAAGACCAUCUCUGAAGCUCUGAAGGGGAGCAGAUGGUCCAAGGGCGGCAUUCCGUUGGCACUGCUCUGGUCUGUCAGUCGUCAGUUUGCGUACCAUAGCAACCUAUACCUAGAGGGCAGAUGCAACCGAUGCUCAAUGGUGCAAUUGUGAUUGCCCGCGGGACUCGAAUGCCGAAACGUGCUCGCGAUGCCUGUGGGCCCCACUGUUCCCGCGAUCGGCAGAAGCCAGAAAGCUCCGAACCUUGGAAGUGGGACGGGCAGGCCGGGCUAGAACACGCCGGGGCCUAUUGCGCCCAGAAUUUGAGGUCGCAACAAGGCAGAGCACGCGCCGACUCGGGAACUCACGGCGGGCUCUCUCAGCACGGCCGGACGUACUGCCCAUGAAAACUACCCUCGGGCAACAAAUUUGGAGCAAAGGACCACUGGACCUCCACGUUGAAACGAGCGGGGCGGAACUUUGCUGGGCCACCAACUCGUCCCGUGCGCUCUGUCGCCCUUCACAAUUCAUUCUGCCGUGAUCCGGAUCUACUCUUAAGCGCAGCUGUGUUGCAAGGCAACGAGUACGUACGCGGCAGAUAUGUUGUACAUUGUCCGGGAUGCUUGCAGUGGACCCGCGGGAGGAGAUGUUAGACUUCGUAUAUCUGUAGAUCUCGGACCUUUUACCUCUUACAACUCGGCAUCUCCAUAGGUAAUAAAAGUUUCAACUUUGAGCCCCGCCCGUAACCUCCGCCCAGAACCUCCGCCCAGAACCUCCGCCCGCGCGUUUGUCAACCGAAACAGAAAAAUGUUUUUCCCUCCCGCCGCUGGGCUGGAGGCGCUUGAUUUCAAAGCAAGGGGGGUCUGGCUGGUGGGCUCCGGAAUUCCCGCGGCAAGACGCCGCAGCGGAAGGUCGAGAUAUCUAUGGCGGGCCAUCGCGACAUUUUGGCCGUAUGCCUCGGCCAAGUCCGAGUCAUCGCCCCGGCUGUGUCCGGCGCCCCGGCCAUCGCGGCCUGAGGACUUGGCAAAGUGCAUGAAUUUAAUGCGCCGGAGAGGACCAUCACCAGACAGUCCGGUUUUCCAGGAGAUCCGAGGGCAUGGCUACGCCAUCUCUGUCAUGGUUGACGACAACGCGAAGGUGUCGCCCCACAACCGUUGCCAUGAAUGGAAAUGAAGAAAGAAUAAUUUUUUUUUUUAAAAAAAAAAAACCCCAAAAAAAAACACCGGGAAACCCCGAAACAAACCUCCCAAAGCACAGAACCUGGGGGGGUUCGGACUGCCGACGCUCACGGGGCGUAGAUACGUGUCUACCAUCGCUGCCAGGGGGAUACUCGGUUUAAGGCGCGUGGUCAGGAUUGGAGGUGGUUCUGCCACGGGCUCCCCGUCGUGAUGCCCAUACUGCAAGAGUCGAGAGUUCGAGAAAAACGAAUCCGCAAGGCCUUACUCUCCUUGGGGACUUUCCUGAACUUGACACGCUGGUACCGACGUACCUGUGCCACCACGCGUUCUAAAUGGCGACAAUAUUCGGGCUGAAAAGGAGUCGGUCCACCUCUGUAACCGAUCUGUCGGCUGCCGCUGAGGAAUUUGUGUGCAAUAUGCUGUAGCAGCAUCGAACACCAGCCCGUGUGUCUAGGCAAGAAAGGAAACGGCCAGACAGCGACGACAAUUGGCCAAGGACGUCAGGUCUUGCGUGAGCAUGCGCGGCGAGACCCCACGUGCUGGUGUACGCAUCUUGCGUGCCCUGUGUUUCUACCUUCACGACUUCGUCGUGAGGACUGUGGGACUCAAAAUGCGUAGUGAUACGCUUGCUUAUUACGGCCAAGUGUCUAGACGCAGCAUUAGUGAUUUGUAGCAUUCCAAGCAGGGUUCACGACUAGCUGCAGGAAGAAUGGCACCCCGCUUUGCAGGAGAAAGGCUGACGGCGUGCUUGAGCAAUUUCAUAGAAAUGUCGAUCCAUUUGAAUCCGAGGCCAUGAACAAACAAGGCGGUUGCAAGUGUGAACUAGAUUCGCAGGCAUCACGUGUAACGAGGACAGUCACUGGAGUGAACUAGACCGGGAAGACGACCCGGUACGGCCUGGAAAUAGAGGACGGGGAACAGAAAGCCAGGCUUUUUUUGAAUUGCCGCGCUCACCUGAGCAACGUGGAGAGGAUGCCGGAAAGACCUGUCCUCAUUGUCGGUGCAGGAAUUGUGGGACUGAGUCUUGCCAAUGGCCUUAGAAAGAAGAACAUUCCCUUUCAGGUCUUCGAACGUGAUGACAACAUUGCCACUAGGGACCAAGGUUGGGCCAUCACUAUCCACUGGGCUCUAGGAUUUCUGAGAUCUCUCUUGUCAGAGAAGGCCUUCAAUGGUAUCGAAGACACCCAAGUCGACCCCGAAGUUGGUCGCAACGACACGGGAAACUUUUUAUUCAUCGACCUCGCUUCACUCGAGACCAAGUUCCGCAUCCCACCCAAUGACCGGCGCCGAGUGAACCGAGACAAGAUCAGGAAGUUGCUGCUGAAAGAAGUCAGUGAAGAGGUUCACUGGAACAAACGCUUCGUCGGCAUUGAGGAAAUUGAGGGCGGCGGGGUCGUUGCGGUCUUCGAAGAUGGCUCAAGAGUGGAAGGCUCCGUCAUUGUUGGCGCUGAGGGAUCCAACUCGCGGACGCGACAGCUCGUCGCUCCGGAGACAUACAGAAACACCCAGCUUCCUGUGCGGCUCACCGGAACGGCUGUCGACUUCAAGCCAGAGCAGGUCAAGCCGCUGCGGGACUUGGACCCCCUCUUAUUCCAGGGAUGUCAUCCCAGCAGCUCGACGUUUCUCUGGGUUAGCAUGAUCGAUACACCGGAAAGUAAUGGUACUCAAGGGACGGACGAUGAGCGGUAUCGUGUUCAGAUCCUCAUGUCCUGGCCUUACAAGUCACCGGAGGAUGAGGUGAAGCACACGCAGGCCGAACGUCUUAAGGAGAUGAAGCGGCGGGCGGAAGUAUUUCACGAGAACCUGCGAGGCACCAUACAGUCUAUGCCCGAGGACACCAACUGUGUCGAGAUCGUGCUACAGGACUGGCCGUGCCUGGACUGGGAUAAUCAUGGUGGCAGGGUCACGUUAGCUGGGGACGCAGCUCAUGCAAUGACGAUGUAUAGGGGAGAGGCGGCCAACCACGGCAUACUCGAUGCUCUCAGGCUCUGUGAAGCUCUCGAAGCCGUGUAUACGGGCGCCCAAGGCAUGGAAGACGCCAUCCUCGAGUUCGAGAAAGAGCUCCGGGGCAGGGCGAUUCCUGCGGUGCUUCUCAGCCGUCAGGCAUGCUUGGACGCACACGAUCUGGCGGGCCUGAACGAGCAUUCGGCGGUGCUGAAGAGGAGAGCGAUCAAUUAGAUAAGCUCUCAGAGCCCAGGGUGGUAAAUAGAUGCACUGUGUCUCUUUAUGGAAAUCGUGGGUACGAUAUAUUUUAAUUGUGUAGACUUGGUUUGCACCACUUA